AGGAAGGAGCGGAAGGCCCGGCCCAUCGUAUGACGAAGAGCCGGCCCGGCGUCCUCCUCCGUCCUCCCCUUCUGGUUCGGCAGCGGCAGCGGCAGCACUGCGAAGGGAGAGGCACAGAGCAUCCAGCUUCCCCCAACAAAGGAAUCUCCCUCCUCCCCUUCCUCAGCAGGGUAGCCAUGUUUGGUCUUCGUGCCCGCGCAGCGGCGCAGCUCCAGCGCCCAACCCCGUCUCCCUCCUCCGCUUCCUCGGCGUCGUUCUCGCUCGCGAGGCUCGGGUGCGCCUCCCCGCUCGCCGCCCUCGCGCCUCUGGCUUCCGCACCGCCGUCGCCGUCGGCCAGGGAGACACAGCCGACCUCCCUCUCCGCCAGGUGGCCUGCCGCGCCCAUGCGUCCCUGGGGAACCCGUGGCCACCCCAGGCCGACCACGCGCGUUCUCUGCACUGCUGCCGGCAGCGUCCAAAGAGAGGGGAAAGAACUGCUAGUUCAGCAUUUGCUUGUUGGUGAAAAGGAUGUCAGGCUUCUGGUUGAUCUCGAAAAGAAUAUCAUUGCAGAAGACUUGAGUGAUUUAGCCGUGGAGCACUCCUUAUGUCCAUCCAAAGAAAAUGGUGGUAUGCUUGGGUGGGUUCGAAGGGGACAAAUGGUACCAGAAUUUGAGGAGGCAGCAUUUAGUGCUCCUUUGAACAAAGUUGUACGAUGUAAGACAAAAUUUGGAUGGCAUCUAGUGCAAGUUCUUGCUGAGAGGGAUCAAUGCGUACUGCAAGACAUUGACCCAGAAGAGCUUCACGCAAAAUUGCAAGACCCUAGUUUUCUCGAAGAAGCUCAAUUGAUUGAUGUUCGGGAGCCUGAUGAAGUGGAGAAAGCUUCACUUCCAGGCUUCAAGGUUCUACCGCUCCGCCAAUUUGGGACCUGGGGACCAGUUAUGACAGACGAGUUUAAUCCUCAAAAGGACACUUAUGUUCUGUGCCACCAUGGCAUGCGCUCAAUGCAAGUGGCUAAAUGGUUGCAGUCACAGGGUUUCAAAAAAGUUUACAAUGUUGCGGGUGGAAUUCAUGCCUAUGCGGUUAAAGCCGACUCCUCUAUCCCAACGUAUUAGAGGAUCCUCAUGGUGACACUUUAGCACGGCUGCCGGCUGGGAACUUCUCAUAUAUCUUAGGCAUUGACGUUGAUCAAUGCUUGAAUUCAGAGCUCAAUUUUAUUUCUCAUACUGUGUAUCAGAAAGUUUUGGGACUCCUAGGGAGGAAAAAUAUACAGCUAUUUUUGUUAAAAAAAGAUACUUGAGAAAUUGCUUUAUUGAACGAACCGUUUCAUCAGGAAAUUUCUGUUGUGGCA
Molecule: messenger RNA, 1327 nt
Organism: Zea mays
Lineage: Eukaryota; Viridiplantae; Streptophyta; Magnoliopsida; Poales; Poaceae
Product: Rhodanese-like/PpiC domain-containing protein 12 chloroplastic
Exons: 8
Coding region: 30-1091 (353 amino acids)
Molecular function (GO): peptidyl-prolyl cis-trans isomerase activity
Source: RefSeq, a predicted model, not a curated record